Molecule: messenger RNA, 932 nt
Organism: Mangifera indica (mango)
Lineage: Eukaryota; Viridiplantae; Streptophyta; Magnoliopsida; Sapindales; Anacardiaceae
Product: probable calcium-binding protein CML46
Exons: 1
Coding region: 264-884 (206 amino acids)
Molecular function (GO): calcium ion binding
Source: RefSeq, a predicted model, not a curated record
CAAAUAACCUCCUAAUUUGCAGCAGAACAGAGAGUUCCUCUUUAACACGACAAAAACCUGACCAUUUCUUCCUGAAGUUUCCAGGUGCCCACCUCUCCUUUCAAAGCCGACUGCUUUAAUUUCUUCAAAGACCAAACCAGAUCAAACUGCCCUCCUUAUAUAUCUUUGAACUUCCCCCUCCCUCCUCCAACAUAAAAUCUACGUGAAUUCUUCUUCUACCUAAGGAAAUCUUUUAUGGAAUUGAACCAUCUUACUACUUACUAAUGGAGAAAUCAAAUUCAUCAGCUAACAAAAACAACCAGAAUUCUUUUAUCUUCUUUGCCUUUUUUCCCUUUAUUGUUUCAUUUUUUGAAAGAUUUUUGGUUUUGGUCCAACGGGUCCAUAAUUCUUUCUCAGGAUUCUGGUCUUUCUUCUUUUUGUUCCAGCUUCAAUAUUCUUCCGAUACUGAAACUUGCAGUGAUCUCAAGAACCCAGAUCUUGCUGAUUCCCCCGUGUCUUGCUUCCAGGAGAAGCAAAAUCAUGAUGAUGGAAGCCUUUCGAGAGAAGAAGUCGAGACGGUGAUGAAAAAUCUGACACUUUUUUGCGGCCCUGGAGGCCCGGAGCUCCCCGGAAAAAUUGGUUCCAGGGAGAUUUCGGAGCUGUUUGAGGAGAAGGAGCCGAGCCUGGAGGAAGUGAAGGAGGCUUUUGAUGUUUAUGAUCAAAACAAAGAUGGGUUCAUUGAUGCCAGGGACUUGCAGAGAGUUCUUCAAGUGUUGGGAAUUGAAGAAGGAUUUGAGCUGGAAAAUUGCCGGAAAAUGAUCGGAAAAUUUGAUGAUAACGGAGAUGGAUUGAUUGAUUUUACAGAAUUUGUAAAGUUUAUGGAGAAUAGCUUCGUUGAAUUGUAAAUUAUUUUUAUUUCAGAAAAUAAUAAUAAUCAAAACUUAUCAUUCGAA